Fonsecaea nubica is the source of this 1503-nucleotide messenger RNA. RefSeq lists its product as hypothetical. Gene Ontology annotation, biological process: transmembrane transport. Lineage: Eukaryota; Fungi; Ascomycota; Eurotiomycetes; Chaetothyriales; Herpotrichiellaceae. The coding region runs from base 1 to 1503 and encodes 500 amino acids. The transcript is spliced from 5 exons. Gene Ontology annotation, cellular component: membrane. The record is from RefSeq and is a predicted model, not a curated record. Gene Ontology annotation, molecular function: transmembrane transporter activity.
AUGGGCAUAUUUAGAGCCCAACGUGUGGCCCCUACGGGCCUUGUCUCUCAUGAAAGCGUAUCAAGAGAUCCCCCAAGCUCGACUGAUGCCGAGAAAGAUAUUUCCACAGAUGCCAAAGAGUCAACCGUUGCUAGUGUGCGUAUAGACCCUGUACUGGAGAGGAGGGUUGUGCGCAAGAUUGACCUGCACGUCACUCCCCUUGUUACCUUCUUAUUUCUACUUUCGUUCCUUGACCGAUCCAAUAUCGGCAAUGCGCGUCUUGCUGGAAUGGAGGACGACCUCGAUCUGACCAGCAAUCGAUAUGAGUGGUUGUUGACAAUAUUCUACAUCUCAUAUAUUGUGUUCCAAUUCCAGGGUUUCAUGUGGAAGAUAAUGGGAAUCAUUGCAACCUGUCAAGCCGCCACUCAGUCAUGGGGCGGGGAAAUGGCCUUGCGAUUUCUGCUCGGCGCCGCCGAAGCAGGCUUCGGGCCUAGCAUUCCUUACCUGCUCAGUUUCUUCUACCUCAGACACGAGCAUGGCUUUCGUAGCGGGAUCUUCUUCGCGGCAGCUCCUCUCGCCAAUACGUUCGCUGGAGCUCUCGCGUACGGAAUCACGAGUGGUCACCCAGGCAUUGCCAAAUGGAGGCUACUUUUCCUUGUGGAAGGCAUCCCCACCAUCCUGGCUGCUCCUUUGGCCUGGUUCUUCCUCCCUGAUAGCCCGACUACUGCUCGGUUCUUGACUGCAGAAGAAAAGGAGGUUGCUCAGGCGAGAGUCAUCAGGCAGCAUGGUCACCAGGAGGCAGGCAAACACCGUGUCAGGCUCACGGAAGUCGGGCAAACCCUGCUUGACGCCAAAGCAUGGUUUACAGCGUUGAUGUACUUCUCGUGCAAUGUCUCUUACUCGUCCUUACCGGUCUUUUUGCCCACGAUCCUCAAUCAGAUGGGAUUCUCCUCCAUCAACGCACAAGGGCUGUCGGCUCCCCCAUAUUUUGUCUCGGCCAUUGUCACGAUUUCGACAUGUUGGAUUGCGGACCGAAGUCAACAACGCGGACUCAUGAUUGCCUUUCUAAGUUGUGUGGGCGGGAUCGGUUAUAUCCUCCUGGCAACGUGCACAGCGGUAGCCCCGAGGUACUUCGGAACGUUUCUCUGUGCGUCCGGGGUGUUUCCCGCCAUUGCCAACAUUCUACCGUGGGUUGUCAAUAACCAGGGAAGCGACAGUCGUCGCGGAAUGGGAAUAAUCCUCCUCAACCUCGUUGGGCAAUGUGGGCCACUUCUCGGCACUAGGAUAUUCCCCAAGUCCCAAGAGCCGCGAUAUGUUAAAGGGCAGAGCAUCUGUGCGGGAUUCAUGUUCUUCAAUGCAUUGUUGGCCCUGUCACUGAGGACACUUUUGGUGUGGGAGAACAAGAGAUUGGACAGGAAGUAUGGAUCGCACGACGGUUCGGAGAUGCAAAGGGCGACGAGUGGCGAGGCUGGUACGAAUGUGGGAGAAGAGAACUAUGGCAGGACAUUCAGGUACAUUCUUUAG